Messenger RNA from Strongylus vulgaris, 272 nucleotides. The record is from the annotation of a GenBank genome assembly. Lineage: Eukaryota; Metazoa; Nematoda; Chromadorea; Rhabditida; Strongylidae.
AUGGAAUUCGCUUCUGUUAUAACUGUUCGCGACUGUGUGAGGACGGAGAGAGGCAACGUGGAUGCUACACCUGUAGAGCGGUUUUGCAGAUGGCAAAACAGCUCCAAAUAUGUGCUGGAGAUGUUCCCAGAAACUGUGCAGACUCGUGGCUACUGGAGCAAUACCGUUGCACUUGUAGUGAUCUUGUUGGCUUUCUUUAUACUGACGCUACUUUUUCAUGCCAUUUCGCAGUCAAGACGGUCAGAAGAGAAGAGAAGAAUAGCAAGCUGAAG